AUGGAAACUAUAUUAAAAGAAUAUUUAGUACAAAGACCUGAAUAUAAUUUCAAUGAAUUUAAUAUGCUACAGAAAAUUAGUAAAGGGGAAUUUGGGAUAGUAUUUAAGUCAGAAUGGAAUGCAGGAAAGUUAGUAGCUUUAAAAUGUUUGAAGCCUGAUAUCGAUUUAAAAUAUAAGAAGCAAUUUAUAAAAGAGUACUGUAAAGAAAGAUAUUAUGAUAAACCAAUCCAUUCAGCAGGACUUUUUACUGCUAGUGAAUAUGAGGUAUAUAAAAUAAUUAAAACACGAUUAAUAAAUUCAAAAACUGAAUUAUAA
Messenger RNA from Cetraspora pellucida, 315 nucleotides. NCBI's taxonomy places the organism in Eukaryota, Fungi, Glomeromycota, Glomeromycetes, Diversisporales, Gigasporaceae. The record is from the annotation of a GenBank genome assembly.